Molecule: messenger RNA, 1975 nt
Organism: Megalopta genalis
Lineage: Eukaryota; Metazoa; Arthropoda; Insecta; Hymenoptera; Halictidae
Molecular function (GO): CoA-ligase activity
Source: RefSeq, a predicted model, not a curated record
AUAGUUCCUUUAGUAUUCGUUGACAAUCGAUGGCGCAUACACUCGCGAGAGCUGCGCUGGAAAAGUACGAGCCACCGUGCAUCGUUUAUCACACUGAUACCAGCUGACUUGCAGACGGCCAGGAGACAGGCAUUCUCUGUGAAAUUCCCAUCAACGAAGUUACUAAACGGUGGACAAUAUCGUGACGACGAUUUUCAUCUACUUGAAAAAGCAAACUUAAAUAGACAGCUCAAGGCAAGAAACAAUGGCGAUACAGGGCUACAUACUGAACAGUGGCCAAGGCCCCUACGUCCCGAACAUUUCCCUGCAGGAACACAUACUGAACAUGUUUCGGAAGGACCUCGACCGCACCACGAUGAUAGACGUUGACACUGGAACAUCCUACACGUCCAGGUAUCUCCUCGAGGCGUCUGUGAGACUGGCGCACGCCUUAAAAACUUAUGGCGUCGAAAUGGGAGACAGAAUUUCUAUAGCCAGCGACAAUCAUCCUAAUUACGUGGUGGCUGGAAUCGCGAUACUGUCUGCUGGCGGUAUCUACGCGCCCUUGAAUCCGGCUUACACGGAAAGGGAAUACAGGCACAUGUUAGACAUCAUUGAACCCCGUGUGAUGUUCGUGUCGCGGAGGUGCGAGGCGAUUAUGGCAAAGAUCGCGCCGACCCUGAAAUCGAAGAUGCACAUAAUCCAAAUCGAAGACGAAGCCGUCGACAGCAAAUUCCCAAGGAUCAAGCAACUGGUGGAAAAAUAUAAGAACGCGGUGGACCCUUACACCUUCAUGCCGUUGCCAAUCGAUGACAACACUAAAAGAGUAGCACUAAUCAUGGCGUCCAGUGGAACCACAGGCUUCCCUAAGGGUGUGGCUUUGUCUCAUCAGAACAUGCUGACAUUCAUCAGCAACUUUCGACAGCCGCAUCUAUUCGACUGCAGAAAGGACGAUCAACUUAUCAACUUCUUGCCGUUGUUCCACGGCUACUCGUUUGGUAUAUUUCUGUUAGCAGUAUCCAAUGCCGCGUGUAUUUGUCUAAUGAGACGAUUCAAUUUGGAGACGCUUUUGCAAUCCAUCGGAAAAUACAAGAUCACGCACAUGCCUUUGGUGCCGCCGGUGCUUGUGCAGAUUGCGAAACACCCGCAAAUUACAAAGUACAACUUCGACAGCGUCAGGGAAGUACUCUGCGGUGCUGCGCCCCUUCCCAAAGACAUGGCGGACGAAGCCUGCAAACGAAUAAAAUGCCCGAGCAUCCGCAACGGCUACGGCAUGACAGAGCUGUCGAUCGUCACUAACCUAAGCUCCAGAGAUUGCGGCAACGAGAAUGACAACGUUGGCCCCCUGACACCCGGCAUGCUCUGCAAAAUAAUAAAUCCGGAGACGGGCGAGGUGCUGGCUCCGGGUGAAAUCGGCGAGGUGUGCUUCAAGGGCGACCACGUGAUGCUGGGCUACUUCAAAAAUCCCAAGGUCACGGCCGAGACCAUCGACAAGGACCAAUGGUUGCAUACCGGGGACCUGGGCUACCUGAACACCGACGGGAUAUUGUACAUUUCCGGCCGAUUGAAAGAACUGAUUAAGUACAAGGGCUACCAGGUCUCACCUUCGGAAAUCGAGACGCUGAUUCAGUCGCAUAGCGGUGUCAAGGACGCCGCUGUCAUCGGCGUGCCUCAUCCUGAGAGCGGGGAGGUGCCUAUGGCGUUCGUAGUCAAGCAGCCGAACAGCAUGGUCACCGCCGAGGAGAUUAUUGCCUUCAAUAACAAGAACUUUUCACCUCAGAAAUGGCUGAGGGGUGGUGUGCGGUUCGUCGAUGCCAUAUCGAAAACUCCAUCGGGCAAGAUUAUACGACGAGAGUUACUAAAUUUGGUCUCCAAAAUGUGAAACAGUUCCUCUGUCCGCCCGAUCGAUUGUAGCGUUUAUUAGAAUUUCUGCCGUGUACGUACGUGUGUUCACACUAUUUUUGUAUAUUUUAUAUCGAUAAAUGAACACCUACUA